Molecule: messenger RNA, 2972 nt
Organism: Caretta caretta (loggerhead turtle)
Lineage: Eukaryota; Metazoa; Chordata; Testudines; Cheloniidae
Gene: MEP1B
Product: meprin A subunit beta
Biological process (GO): proteolysis
Cellular component (GO): membrane
Molecular function (GO): zinc ion binding; metalloendopeptidase activity; protein binding
Source: RefSeq, a predicted model, not a curated record
CUGUAGUGACUCGUAUGUAAUGGUGUGGCCUGGCUAUGCUGGCCGUUGCUGCUGCCAGCCUGGCACAAAAUGCCCGCCCUGGGGCAACAACCCUGCAAGCAAAGUUCAGCUCAAUGCCCAGAAAUGAAUGCUAAAGGACUUAUCCUCAAAGCAUUUGAACGGUAUCGCCUAAAAACCUGUAUUGACUUCAAACCUUGGGAAGGAGAAAAAAAUUAUAUAUCAGUGUUCAAGGGCAGUGGUUGCUGGUCCUAUGUAGGGAACCGCCAAGAAGGGAAGCAACAACUCUCAAUUGGAGCCAACUGCGACAGGAUUGCAACUAUUCAACAUGAGUUCCUUCAUGCACUCGGAUUCUGGCAUGAGCAAUCACGAUCCGACCGGGAUGAUUAUGUCUCCAUAAUGUGGGACAGAAUUCAGUCUGGUAAAGAACACAAUUUCAAUACAUACGAUGAUAAAACAUCAAAUGCCCUGAAUGUUCCUUAUGAUUACACUUCUGUGAUGCACUAUAGUAAAACAUCGUUCAUGAACGGAACUGAACCAACCAUAGUAACUAACAUACCAGAAUUCAUGGAUGUGAUUGGGCAACGAAUGGAUUUCAGUGAUUAUGAUCUCCAGAAGCUAAAUCGCCUAUACAACUGCACCUCCUCACUAAGCUUUAUGGACACAUGCAGUUUUGAACUUGAAAAUGUAUGCGGCAUGAUUCAAAGUUCAGAAGAUAACAGUGACUGGCAGCGUGUGUCUCAGGUACCUGCCGGCCCACAUACUGAUCAUACCAAUAUGGGAGACUGCAAAGAUACUGGGUACUUCAUGCAUUUUAACACCAGUGCUGGCAGCGUGGGAGAAACAGCUACUCUGGAGAGCCGCAUUCUAUAUCCGAAAAGAGGAUUUCAGUGCUUACAAUUCUAUUAUUACAACAGUGGUCAUGAAAGUGAUAAGCUGAACAUCUUAGUCAGGGAGUAUGCUUUAGCCAGCUCCAAUAGUACUUUAAGACUCGUUGAAAGGAUACAAGGUUCACCUCUGGAUUAUUGGCAGCUUUACCAUGUUCCUUUGAACGCCACAAGUAAAUUCAGGAUUGUAUUUGAAGGCAUAAAAGGAAAUGGUUCAUCAAAUGGUGGCCUUUCUAUUGAUGACAUUAACCUUUCAGAAACACAGUGUCCCCAUCAUGUCUGGCAUAUAAGAAAUUUCACACAUCUCCUCAAUACAAGUCCUGCACAAAAUAAAAUAUACAGUCCUCCUUUUUACUCUAGUAAAGGAUAUGCUUUUCAGGUUGGCUUGUAUGUGAAUGGUACCAGUAGCAACCCAUUUAACUUAGCAAUAUAUUUGCACUUAAUCUCUGGAGUAAAUGAUGAUCAUCUGCAGUGGCCUUGUGAAUGGCAACAAGUUACUAUGGUGCUGUUGGAUCAAAAUCCUGAUAUUCGUCAACACAUGUCAAAUCAAAGAAGUGUAACAACAGAUCUAUCUGUAUUAACAGAUUCCUCAUCUUAUUUUUGGGACAGGCCAGACAAAGUAGGAUCGCCUGCUAAUUUCGCUAAUGGGACUCAAUUCAUGAGAGGGCCAGGACGUGGAACUAAUGGAUUUCUAACUCAUGAAAGGCUUAGAAGCCUCAACUUCAUCAAAGAAGAUGGUGUUUACAUUCUUUUAACAAUGGAAGAUAUCUCACAUCUGAUAUUAACUGAACCAAGCUUAACAAAUGCUAUCGCCACAGCAACCACCAUUCCCACAACAGUACCCGUGACAGCAACUCUAAAUUUCUGUGUAAAUGGUGGUAUCUCCAUUGUCGUCGAUGAAAAACCAGUGUGCAGAUGUCCAGCAGGUAAUGACUGGUGGUAUAUGGGAGAAAAGUGUGAGAGGAGAGGCUCAACUAAAGAAAAUAUUAUAAUAGCUGUUUCCUCGACAAUGGCUGUAUUUGUCAUUAUGCUCCUUGUCACUAUUAUAAGCACAUGUUGCAUGAAGAAGAAAUACCACCAAAAAAUGAUAAAAAACAAAGAAGCUUGGAUUUUAGAAAACAAUGAACAUCUGAGACAUAAAAUGAAUGAAAUCUGAGACAUAAAAGCCAAUGACCAAAAGAUCAGUGUUUGAAGUCACCUGGAUGUCUCAAUCACACAAUUAUUUUACAGUUAUAGUUCAUCUUAGUCAUUUUGCUAAAAUCUGUUAAGAAUGAAAAAUAAAGCAUCAUCUUAGAUAACGUCUGGGUACUAUGACAAGACCAAUAAAGUGUCUGAAAUUGGUAGGCUUACGGCUUCUACUCAUCGCACGUGGAAAUGUGUCAUUGUGUGAGAUAUCUGACAUUUGCUUUAAAUCUCCCUGAACAUGGUGAAGAUAUACAGAACAAAGAGAGACUAGAUUUUUUAAAAUCUGUUGAAGUCUCACCAGGCAGCCUAGAUUAUCCAUUUUACCAAGACAACAAUUAGACACUGUCUCAUUGGGCUGCUGGCACCUCAGCUUGGCAUACAAAUCCAAGUAAACAUGUACACCUACUAAAUGCUCCUGAUGCAUUUUCAUGAACUGAUUCAUGAGACGUUGCUGGCAGCUGCAUAUUUUUAUUGUACAAAACAUUCAAAACAAGACUAGCUUCAAAGACCUGAGUACAUGAAAGUAGCUAAGCACUAAAUGAUAAAUACAACAUUAUCCGACACCAUGACUUGACUGUCUUUUUGCAUCUUGUCCAAGAGACACCACACUUCCUUAGAUUUGAAAGGUUGAUUAUUUCCACUGUUUAUAGAGUGAACAAGCUGAGGAACAGGGAUAUAUUGUGAGCAAGUUGCUCUGAAUGCUUUCAGAAGAGCUGCUUUAACCUCUUUACAUCUGGCAAAAGUGAGAACAGUUUUAAGGAAAAAGGACAGACUUUUUAGAACACUCAAGUUCCAGUGUACUUGUUUCACAGAAAACACAUCUCUAUUUUUCCAGAGUGUUAAUGAUGGUGCGUAUUAGUGAUAAUAUCACCUGUAAUUUUUUAAAUAAAUUUUAAACACUGA